Messenger RNA from Adineta ricciae, 618 nucleotides. The record is from the annotation of a GenBank genome assembly. Lineage: Eukaryota; Metazoa; Rotifera; Eurotatoria; Adinetida; Adinetidae.
AUGUUACGUGUAACACUUUACAUCGUGUUCUCUUUAUAUUUUGCACAAUAUUCUGUUUAUGCGAAAGUAUUUCCAGUAAUUCACAAUGUUUCGAUGAAAAUCCUGAAUUCCAACUCAUCCGUCCUUAUCAAUGGUUCUUGUGAUGAAUGUCUUUGCAUCAUGCUUAACAAUCCAUUAUCAAUUUCGUCCUUUAAUUGUUUCCGAAAUAAUGCUACAUGCGAAACAUUUUCUCCGAAUGUUACCACACGUUACUUACUAUUGACAAACAAUUUUGAAAGUUCAGUUUAUUUCUCUUCGUUGCCCAUCAACGAUUCAAUCACUAGUGGAGUUCAAACGAUAGGUGAUGUAGCGGAAGGGACCACUAUAACCGCCAAUUGCACAUCACCUACACCAAACAUUAGAAUUCUGGAUGCUUUCUAUGGAGUUCGCGAUGAUUCAGGAUGCCUUUGCCAUCCCACUGGUUGUAUUGAAAUGAAUGUUACUCAAAACGUUACCUCUUACUGUGCGACAAGCUCAGGUAGUUCAACAUGUCAAUUUGUGGUGAAUAAUGUAUUUUUCUCAGAUCCAUGCUACGGCUAUCCGAAGAUCUUUUCAUUGAAAUAUGAUUGUACAAACUGA